Messenger RNA from Symbiodinium sp. CCMP2456, 1105 nucleotides. NCBI's taxonomy places the organism in Eukaryota, Dinophyceae, Suessiales, Symbiodiniaceae. The record is from the annotation of a GenBank genome assembly.
AUGCAAAAAGGAAUGGACAACCUCGUGGACAGGGCGACGACUGCAGAGAAGAACUCCUUGCAUGCCUACACGAUGCUGAGCUCUCUGUCGUCGGGCAUUGAGGACCAGAAAAAGCUGAAGGACCAGAUGGCGUCUCUAAUGCAGAAGAACACAGAGCUGGAGGAGGCUGCAGCAGCGGCCCAGCAGCAGAUGAAGCAGUCUCAGGACCUCGCCGGGAAGCAGGCGGUUGGUCUGGCGGCAGCCGCAAAGCAGGACAAGGCCAGUCGCUCAAAGUUUGCACUGAUCGCUACUGACGGGCCCUGUGGACCGGACCAGGUUUCCGACGACAGGAUCGCGGAGCUCCAAGGAGACAAGAAGCUUCUGCAAGAGGAGAAGGCGAAGCUGGAGGCAGCUUUGCAGACUGCAAACAAGGAGUCGACGAAGCAGAGGGCCGAGGAUAUUAAGAACGCCAACUUCUUGCGGAAGGGCCUCAAGGAAAUGACCGAGAAGCAUGAGGAGGAGAUGAAGCUGAAGGCCAGGCAGAUUCGUGUAGACUUGUUGCGAGUGUGUCCUGAGAAUGCCAGCGCACGGUGCCAGGACGAAGCACGGAUGUCGUGCCGCGUUCUCCGGGAAAGUCUGGACAAAAGCCAAGAGUCGGAGAAGAAGCACAAAGCUUUAGUGUCGGCUUUGGAGAAGGACAUUCUCGUCAAGCUGGGCAAGGAGGACAGAGCCAAGGCGACAAUCAAGAAGCUCCAAUCGGAGCUCGCUGUUUCGAAGACGGCGGAAGCCGACGCGGAGGCAACCACGAAGCAUCUGAGAUCGGAGCUCCUCGCCGCGACCGCGCGAAGUGCAGAGCUCCUGAUGGAGGAGGAGACCAUGAGCUGCAAGCUGCUCGAGCAAGGUUUGGAGUACAUGAAGAUGGAGAGUCAGGACGCACUCCGAUCUGAGAUGAAGAUGCUACAGGAGGAAAUGUUGGCCAUGAACUUCUCCCAGCGGACCGCGGCGCCCAAGGAAGGACAGUCCGACCAGGUGAUCCCUGUUCAGGAGGACACAGAUCUGCUGGCAGUUUGCAUGUCCGAUAUCAACACUUGCACCGACCUGCUUCCCCGGGUAGCCUUUGACCUAU